AUGAAACAAUUUCAAAGCAACUUUAUAUUAUUUAUAUUAAUAUACUAUAAUUUUAUGGGUUGUUCAGCUCAAAAAGAAAGCAUUUGUUUAAAAUCAUUAAUUUCUACAAAACCAAUAGAAACCUAUGAAGAAAUACCAAAUCUCAUUAAAUGUUACAUAUGUGAGGAAAAUAUAAAUCAAUAAAUAAUUUAUCUUGAAAAAUGCAAACAUUAUUUUCAUUCUAAAUGCUUUAUUGAGCUUAUUGAGAAACAAGUAGAAAUUAAUAAAUCAAGCAUAAUUAAAUGCAAAUGUGGAACAAAAACUACAACUAAUUAAAUUCGCUAAUCUAGUUGGCCAAAUAAACUCAUUCUAUUGAAUUCAUUAUUUAGAUAAUAACUCAAUAUUUUAUUGAUAUAAUUAAGAAAAAAACCUGAUUAUCAAGAAAUAGAGAAUUAGUUCAAUAAAUCCUAAUAACACGCUGAUUAUUACUUCUUCCAUAAUAUUGAAGAUCUGUAAUAUGAAGAAACUCCCCAAUGAUUAUGAUAAUGAU
Paramecium sonneborni is the source of this 529-nucleotide messenger RNA. NCBI's taxonomy places the organism in Eukaryota, Ciliophora, Oligohymenophorea, Peniculida, Parameciidae. The record is from the annotation of a GenBank genome assembly.